CUCUGUCCCACUUUGUCUAGAAGUGGGGGGGGCGCCGGGCCCCCCCCAGGACCGCUCUGGGGAGAAGGGGGCCUCCCCUGGGACAAAGCCCGCUCGCCCCCGCUCCCGCCCCCCCAGGCAGGGAGUUGCUGCCCCGGGCGGGGAGGGGAGGGGAGGGGCUCCGCGGGGGCGUGGCCAGCCCGGCCCUUAUAGGGCGCGCGGUCGGGCCGCCGCCGCCGCCGGCAGCUAGACCAUGAGGGCCCCGCCGUGGCCGUGGCCGCUGCCCGCCCUGCUGCUGGCCCUCACGGCGCGCGGGGAGGCGGCGGACGCGCCCACCUACCCGUGGCGGGACGCGGAGACCGGGGAGUGGCUGGUGUGCGGCCAGUGCCCGCCGGGCACCUUCGUGCGGCGGCCUUGCGGCCCGGACAGCCCCACGACGUGCGACGCGUGCCCGCCGCGCCACUACACGCAGUUCUGGAACUACCUGGAGCGCUGCCGGUAUUGCAACGUCUUCUGCGGGGAGCGCGAGGAGGAGGCGCGGCCGUGCGGGGCCACCCACAACCGCGUUUGCCGCUGUCGCCCCGGCUUCUUCGCGCAUGCCGGCUUCUGCCUGGAGCACGCGCCCUGCCCGGCUGGCGCCGGCGUGGCGGCCCUCGGCACCCCCAGCCAGAAUACGCAGUGCCAGGCCUGCCCCCCGGGCACCUUCUCAGCCAACAGCUCGAGUUCGGAGCAGUGCCGACCCCACCGCAACUGCACGGCCCUGGGCCUGGCCGUCAACGUGCCGGGCUCCUCCUUCCACGACGCCCUGUGCACCAACUGCACGGGCUUCCCACUCGGCUCGCUGGAGCCGGGGGCGCCGGGGACCGAGGAGUGCGAGCGCGCUGUCAUCGACUUCGUAGCUUUCCAGGACUUGUCCUCCAAGAGGCUCCUGCGGCUGCAGCAGGCCCUCGCCGGCCCAGGGCCGCCGAGUCCGCCGCCGCCGAGGGAGGACCGCGCGGCCCUGCAGCUCAGGCUGCGGCGGCAGCUCACGGAACUCCGUGAGGCGCGGCCCGGGGCGCUGGUGGCGCGGCUGCUGCCGGCGCUGCGCACGGCCAGGCUGCCGGGGCUGGAGCGCGGAGUCCGCGCGCGCUUCCUCCGGGCGCGCUGAGCGCCCUCCUUGAUUAUUUAUUCGCGCCCCGUCCCAGCGCCCCCUGUGCCGCAUCGAAGGAGGCUUCUGCCCCGGCUCGGGCGGCGCUAACUUUAUUUUUAUAAAGCCGAUUCGUAAAGGA
Molecule: messenger RNA, 1247 nt
Organism: Phacochoerus africanus (Common warthog)
Lineage: Eukaryota; Metazoa; Chordata; Mammalia; Artiodactyla; Suidae
Gene: TNFRSF6B
Product: TNF receptor superfamily member 6b
Exons: 3
Coding region: 233-1126 (297 amino acids)
Molecular function (GO): protein binding
Source: RefSeq, a predicted model, not a curated record